AUGAAUAACCAGUUCAUGAAUGUUCCUAUUAAGAAGGCUGUUUACGCGUCAAGUGUGGUGCAAACGGGGGGAGAGAAUCCGCAGGCCGGCACUGAGUGCUCCAACAAUCAGGGUGCCAACAACCAACAUGCGAAUAGUCAACAUGGGAAUGGCCAACAUGCGAAUAGUCAACAUGCAAAUAACCAGUAUGCGAAUAACCAACACGCAAACAACCAGUACGCGAAUAAUCAACACCCAAAUAACCAGUACACGAAUAGCCAACACGGGCACAACCAAUUUGGACACAACCACUUCGCCAACGCGCCGCAUCCCAACGCGCCGCACCCCAACGCCCCCAACCUGAAUUACAACUUCCCAUACCCAAACAUGCACAACUACCAGCACCAAUACCCCAUGGGCCCGCCCCAGCAGCAAAUGCACAUGUUCACGAAUGACUGGAAGAGCAUCCUGGCCCCUUUAAAAAGUUGCAGAAUCAAGCAACAAUUUGAUGACAGAGAAUUUCUAGCUGAUUUUGCCAUGGGAAUGAAAUUAGACUUUAACAAUAGGUACUUAGUGCUAGAUGCAGCCACCGAACUGCUUAAAUUCACAGCCAUCGAAAGUUCAGAUUGUUUCAAUAGGAACUGUUUGCCUAAAAUGUGUAUUCCCAUAAAUAUGAAAAUAUUGACCUAUGGAAAGGAAUUAAGUCGGCCUGACAUUAUAGUCGAGAAAGACUGUUCUUGUACCAUUUUGUGCUUAAAUAGGCCAACGAUUAGAAUGUAUGAAUUUUCAAACAAUAAUAACAAGGAGUUAAUAGGGACGAUAAAAUCUCCCUUCAGUUGCUGCUCAUACAAAUUUGAUUUAUAUGAUUCUGCCAAGAGGAAGAUUAUAUACAUGGAUGACACCUGUUGCCAGCUUAGUAUUUUAUGUCCCUGUCCAUUUGGUCCUUUUAAAUUUAGCAAUUUUUUCCUGCGAGAUGCAAAAACAAAACAGAAGGUGGCCCAUUUGCAGAAGGAAGUUCCCUUCUUGAAAUUUGUAAAACGGGACAUGGACAACUAUACGCUCAACUUCGAAGAGGUGCAGAACCCCGAGUGGAAGAUGAUGCUCUUGGCCUUUUCGCUUUUUAUGGACUAUAUUUACUACGACAAGAAGUGA
This is a messenger RNA of Plasmodium inui San Antonio 1, 1131 nucleotides long. RefSeq lists its product as hypothetical. Gene Ontology annotation, cellular component: plasma membrane. Bases 1 to 1131 code for a protein of 376 amino acids. The transcript has a single exon. Gene Ontology annotation, biological process: plasma membrane phospholipid scrambling. The record is from RefSeq and is a predicted model, not a curated record. Lineage: Eukaryota; Apicomplexa; Aconoidasida; Haemosporida; Plasmodiidae. Gene Ontology annotation, molecular function: phospholipid scramblase activity.